GCACCGCAGACACGCCGUGAAACCCUGCGGGGAUGUUGCGGGAUCAGUCUGUUUAUUGAACCGUCUCUGCGUUAGAUCUUCCCCGGCUUCAGGCACGCGGAGCCCGGUCCUCCAUCACGUCCUCCGCCGCCUCUCGCAGCGGGUUGCCGGGGAUGGUGGCGGGUUUGUCCGGUGCAGAGACAGCAGAGACGGUAAAACGCGGAUCUGAUGCGCGGAGAUGAGAAGAACCUGCUGACGGAGGGAGGACGGACACCGUGCGGAACAGCACGAAGGGAUGGCUCCAUCUGUGUGCACGGCUCCUCCCGAGCGGGCGGAGCUGCAGCUAAAGAACUGAUGGAAAACAUUCAGGAAAUGUAACUUUGAUUGUGUUUGUGCAGAAUGAAGCUGCUGACUGCUGGACCUGAACCUUCUCCUGAGGGACGGGGUCAUCAGGGAUGUGACCACAGACCCAAACUAGCCAAUGUUAUCCCCUUAAAGCCCCCCUGAUCCUGGUCCUGAUCCUGAUCCUGAUCCUGAUCCUGAACCUGAUCCUGGUCCUCAGGCUUCAGGAUCAGAACAUCUGUCUCUCUGCCAGAUGUUUGAAGGUCAGACUGAAACCUCCUGACUGGCUCUGAGCACAAACUUCACUGUUUAUUCUGGAAGCCCCGCUCAACCGUGCGACCUGAAGCAUAAAUCGAGCGCACCCCGGCCGGUGAGCUCUGCAGACGACACUUCUGUAGUGCGGCAGGGGGCGUUCUGUUCUGCGUCUGCGCAGAGACAGAGACAGAGUCUUGAACCUGAACCAGGUUUUCAUGAGUCUGUGAAGAUCUUCCUCAGAGCUUCUUUCCCAGCAUGGAUUAGUGAGUAAAGGUAAGCGUGUGUCUCCCUGUCGAGGCGGAUUUCCAUCCCUCUCCUCUUCACUCCAGUCUCACACACCGACCUCGACUGAACCGCCGCCGCCUCAUCUCAUCCCGACUGGCUGCAGACUCAUGGAGGCUGAACACUUUGCAUGCAUGUGUGUUUGUGUGUGAGUGUGUGUGAGUGUGUGUGUGUGUGAGUGUGAGUGUGUGUGUGUGAUUGGUUGGUUGUUUUGUCUCGGACCAUCGUGCGAUGACAUUACUCCCUCAGGAGGCAGAGCGAUUCGAUGGGCUGUCUCUCCUCUACUGGACGAUCAUGGGCCCACAUGGCAUCAACCGAGCCGUACAGAGGCUGGAGUUCUGCGACUGCAGGAAGGGUCUCGGUGUGAAGAUAACUGGAGGUUACAGAGAGUUGACAGGGGAAGAGUUUGGCAUCUACAUCAAGCGUGUGGUAGGCGGCGGGCUGGCAGCUCUGGACGGUCGGCUUAAGUCAGGUGACCUGAUUUUGGAUGUCAAUAACAUCAGUCUGAUAGGGGUGACCAAUGACAGGGCGGUGGAGAUCUUGAGGACAGCCUCGCUCUCCAAUCACAUGUCGCUCCUCAUCGCCAGAGACGAUGAAUCCAGGAGGGAGUUUGCUGAGUUGAUGGAAAAGUACGGCUCCAAUAAUAUCACAGCUUCAGGACGAAUCUCUCCUACUCAGCUGUCCACAGGGAAGCUGACAGACACGGCCUCCUCCUCCUCCUCUUCCAGAUCCGAGAGCCCCCAGCUCCUCAGCCCUAAAGAGGGGGUCACCACCUACACCCACGCCCCACCUCACGCUGCCAACCCCGUCUACACCGCGCACACGCCCCCGCACGCCUCCAGUGACAGUGUCAUUCAGUUGAUUUGUGUUGCCAAGGCAACAGGCCUGGGGCUCGUCGUCAAGGGCGGAGCCAACCGGGCAGAAGGACCAAUGGUGUUCAUUCAGGAACUAGUGCCUGGAGGAGACUGCCAGAAGGACGGCAGGCUGCAGGUCGGUGACCAGCUGGUGUCCAUCAACAAAGAGUCCCUGAUCGGAGUGACGUACGAGGAGGCGAGGAGCAUCCUGACACGAACCAAACUCAGACCGGACCCCACCGUGGAAAUUGCCUUCAUCCGGCGGAGGUCGUCCUCCAGCUCCAGCAGCGGGCCUCACAGCCCCAUCUCCCUGCAGGGGUCCAGCGGUGGAGGUGGACCCCAGACGAAGGCCCCUGGGCUGGGCGCCAUGCCUCCUCCUCCUGCUGUGGUCACCAAGAUCACCUCCAGCCGAAACCCGACGAGCGAGACUCUGCCAGCAGUCAACGUGAGCCAGGUGCGAGUGUCUCCAGCCAGGACAGAGCAGACUCACGUCUCGUCCCCACCAGAGAGCGACAGCGUCCCUGAAACAAAGCCCGAAGCUUCCAGCAGUCAUCAGAGGAAAUGUUCCCUCAGCACCAGCUGUCGCCUCAAACUGGAGAGACUGGAGCAGGCUCUGGAUCUGCUCGGUCUGAAGCCCACAGAGGCUCAGCGGCAGGCGAUCAAGUCCAGACUACGAGCUGAUCCAGCUGGGACGGUGGCCUUCACAGACUUCGAGAGCCUGAUCAGGGAACUGUUCAAGCCUCAGCUGGAGGAGUCGGCCUUCUCCCAGCCGGGGUCAAGGUUCACCUCUGAUGACCUGUCCACUUUGUUGGAGUCACCAAGCAACGCACAGCCGUCACUGUCGGACUCGGAGGACCUGGAGGAGAUGGAGCGGCUGAGGAAGGAGCACAUCGAGGCUCUGAGGGAGAUCAAGAGGCUGCAGGAGCAGCUCAUCGAGUCUCAGAGAGUCCACCACCAGAUGGAGGACGAGCUCAGCAAAGUCAGACAGGAAGUCAAACUCGGCGCCGAGGAGAGUCGGGCCCUCAGGACUCGGAUCCAGUUGGCCGAGGCAGCUCAGAAGCAGGCGAGGGGGAUGGAGAUGGACUACGAGGAGGUGAUCCACCUGCUGGAGGCCGAGAUCGCCGAGCUGAAGACUCAGAGAGUGGAGCAACCGGCGUCAACCAAUAAGGAGGAGACGGACGAGCUGAAGAAGAGAGUCGCCGUCCUGGAGUGUCAACUACGGAAGAGCGAGGCGACCAAAAAGGGCUUUGAGAUGUCGACGGGCAAACUGCUGAGUUUCGUCGAGAACGUUCAAGAGUUCCUGCUCGAGAGCCACGGACCAACCAACAGCUACAGCUCCGGAGAUGUAAAGGUCGGUUCGAUGUCUCAGGGCGUCCCUGCUCGCUACAAGAAGACUCCCUGGACUUCGGCCACGCUCGCCCAGGAGGCGAAGGAGCUCACAAGGACUGUCCGAGCCAUCCUGGAGGUGGACUUGCUGACCUUCUAGAAGACCCGCCUGUCGGAGCACAAAGGCAGCGAGGCUCUGAGACAUCAGCAGGAAACAACAGCUGCCCGUGAACUCGAACUCUGUUCCCUGACUCCUCAUCUCCUCAGUACCUGCUAGCUUUGGACUCACAUCUGCAUGAAACACCGUUUUUUCUGUCACUGCACUUCUCUGAAUAGAACAGUUUUAUUCCAGUGUUUUACCCUGAGUAAUGUAGAAGAGAAAUGUUUGUUUGUUUGUAGCAUUAACUCUCGACUCAAACUGCCGUGUGGUCUUUAGAAAACCUGUCUACAGGUUAACACUGGAGGAGAUCACUGUAAACAUGAUGGACUACAUCAACGUUUAAAGUUUUUGCCCGUGACUGACACGAGCUGUAGCGGUUGAGGUGAAUCAACAUGUAAAUGUUUUAUGUUUGUACGUUGGCCAUCGUCAUUUCCAGCCACAGCGCUGCUGAAACACGUUACAGCAGGACUGUGGAAGGACGAAUCACUGUCAGCUCCUCCAAACUAAAGGCACUUAAUGCAGCUUUAAGUUCUUCUGAAGCUAAGAGAGUCAGAUCAUGGCUGAAGUGAGUGACGAGCAAAACUCCACAAACGUUGGUGUCGUCCGUUUAAUGACCCCCCUCUGUGUCUCUAUAAUCCUUCAUUUAACAAGCAAUAGAAACAGUUUGAAACUCUAACGUCACCACGUCACAUGGUUUCCAUUCACUGUAGCUGACGUUCUGUCGCAGAGCGAGUUCAGACGGUUGGACAAUAACUUCCUGUCUGUCUCCCUGUUAUUUAAUCAAUGCUCGUGUUUGUGCAGUAGCUUAGCCAGACAAACAAAGAAGCAUCAAACAUUACAGGAGGAGAAACCCUGAGCCCUCGAGGUCAGAGGUCAGGAGGAGCCUCAGGAAUCCUGCAGCCAGCAGUGACUGAAGGACAGUCGAGCCCGAUCGACGCUUUAGUCGCUUUUAUCACGUUUGCAGAUAUUUGCUGUUUGUGCUUUUUCUUUUUCUGAGUAAAUAUCCUGAAACAA
Larimichthys crocea (large yellow croaker) is the source of this 4212-nucleotide messenger RNA. RefSeq names its product syntaxin binding protein 4 (gene stxbp4). Gene Ontology annotation, cellular component: cytoplasmic vesicle. Gene Ontology annotation, biological process: insulin receptor signaling pathway; regulation of insulin secretion involved in cellular response to glucose stimulus. NCBI's taxonomy places the organism in Eukaryota, Metazoa, Chordata, Actinopteri, Sciaenidae. The transcript is spliced from 22 exons. The record is from RefSeq and is a predicted model, not a curated record. The coding region runs from base 1090 to 3198 and encodes 702 amino acids. Gene Ontology annotation, molecular function: syntaxin binding.